CUUUUUCAGUCUUUUGUCGGUAAGGUGCAUUUAAAUUAUUUUUGUUGUACCUAAAGUUGAAUAGACUAGUCGAUCUAAUGGAAUUUGCUACCAUGCUAUUUGAAUAAGAUAUAAACAAUUUGUCAAGACGCGCACCAAAACAAUGGAGAAAGACGAACGUAACACGGAUGAAAUGACACAAUGUAGCUUCAAGUUGCAUGAUUUAAAGCACAUUGACUACCCGGGAAGGCGUCGAUACGGUUCAAAAGUACAACAAAGUUAUAGUGGCGUUUUAUCCAACGAUAUGUUUGCGCAGUUUGAAAAAGAAUUCAAAUCCUGUAUGACGAGGCGACAACAGAAGAAACAAUGGAUUAUAAAUUUAUUGUAUCCGCUUAAGUCGACGAUAAAAUAUUUUGAAUAUCUGGAGAAGUUUACAUAUCUCGAACCAGAUAUCAUUGCGUUGCAACAAAGUGACGAAAAAGACAUGGAAUCAUUCAACAUUCUAAGAAAGAUAGUCGGAACUGAAGCGGAUAUACGCAUUAGACAAAGGCUAUUUAUAAUACAAGAUAUGAUCAACAAUGUAUGCGCUCCAUAUGUAACUUCUAUAUCAAGUGGAAGCCUAGCCGAGGGGAUGGAUCUUCCUGGUAGUGAUGUAGAUGUAAUGAGAGUAAUAACAAAUGUUCACGUGGUGCAAACUAUACAACAUAUAAAGUCUUCCUUUCAAUAUACAAUACUUCUUAUGGAAACUGUUUUUUCCGACCCUGGCUUUAUAAGGCUGAAACUGGUCGCCGAUGGAGAUAGAGAAUUCAAAAUCAUCACAUCACAUUCCUUUGUAGAAACGUCAGAAGGCAUUUAUUUGUCAGCUAAUUUAUUUAUUAGCGAUAUUGUAAAACAAAUCUUUCCUGCAAGUAAAGUGGGAUUGCAUGGUCCAUGUAUUUCAGAUAAAAAUCAUGAACUUGAUUUUGCGUAUUGCCUGAGAGUUAAUUCGUGGCCGGAAAUUGCAAAGCAGUGGAUAUAUAGACAUAGGCAUGAAUGGCCUCCGAAUAGUGUAAUUGAGAAAGUUGUUAACUAUGGUUGUCUUAUGGUGCCAACCGGACCUAAUUAUUUGAAAACCAAUAACCUUAUGUGGAGAUUAUCUUUUUCUGUGGCAGAAAAACAUCUAGUCCAUUCAUUUAAUUACACUCAACUUUUGUGUUAUGGUUUGCUUAAAUUAUCCAUAAUGUUCAUUAUCAAACGUAACAAUUAUACAAAAGAUUUAUUAUGUUCAUACUUCCUGAAGACACUGUUGUUCUGGGUAUCGGAGGAAAUUUCUAUAGAAACCUUUCGUAUUUCUAAUAUUUUUCACUGUUAUUUCCUUUGCCUUGCUAAACUUCAGUCAUGGAUCUCGAAUUGCUAUUGUCCAAACUAUUUCAUACCUGCAUAUAACAUGUUUCGAGGAAAGAUAAAUGCCAGCAAUAAUAAUCGUUUACUUGUAGAUAUUUAUUGUAUCAAAUGUAUGGGGAAUACUAUACUAAACUCAGUUCUCAAACGUCAGUGUCUUCUAUUACCGGAUUUACUCGAUGAAUCCGAGGUCAAACAAGAUUUUUUGCUUUAUAGGACUUUUGUUAUUUUGCCACCGAAAUGGAAAGAUGGCCUUCGGGGAUUGGCGUUGGUUGAAUCUUUACGUAAGGAUGAACCAUCUUCACUCAUAUUAAGUUUGUUGGAACGUUUUCAUGAUAAUAUCAAUAAACACAUAGUCCAGUUAUCACCGCUAGUUUCCACACUGAAUACGAAGACAAACUUCAGACGAUAUUCUAAACAUUUGAAUGACGCAGUCAAGACAGAGCCUGUUUCAGGUUUGCUGUUGUAUGCUUCAUUCUUCUACGUGACUGGGAAGAUCGCCACAACUUUAGAGCUCAUAGAAAAUGUACUUUUAAGAUGUACACCUGAAAAGAUUUUACUAGGCAAAUGUACCUAUACGAAAACAGAAAUAAAGAACUAUGCGCAAAAGUUUGAUUGUCAGUCUCGAAAACGUUGUGAUAGAAUUCGCCUUGGUACUAUAGAUGAUGUAUUAUAUCGACAACAUUCUUUAUUAAUACCUGCAGAACUGCAACUAGAGGUGGAAUAUGAAAGUAUGAUUAUACCUCCUGUUGUUAUGGCUCACUGUCUGAAAUAUCUAUGUUUUCAUUGUCUUAAUGAUACCAGAAGGAAAGCACAAGCUUUACGAGAUCUGUAUUUGACUGUUCGCGAGGGAUAUUUUAUUAGCAGACUGUCGAUAUCCAACUCUUUAACAGUUUUAGGUGUAUGCUAUGAAAUGAAUGACGAGAAAGACAAGGCUUUACAGAGUUAUCAUAAAGCUCUACAAUGUGGUGAUACGAUUUGCAGAUCCGCAGCCAUACGGAAAUCUAAACUACUGUAAAACUUGGGUAUAAGAACUUUUUUAUAUUAUUGCAAAGAGUUUUGCUUUCUGGUUUCAAUUAUCAGAACUAUACGCGGGGUUUCAUGUUUACAUUUUUUUCAACUGUUGUUUUGUUGGUAGAAAGUUAUGUGUUCCAGAAAUAUUAUCAUUGGAUAUUUUAAACUUUGUACCAAUAUCUGAAUACCCUGUUUAUAUAAAAUGGGAGUUAUAUGGUAUACAAUUUAUAAAGGACAUUGUAGAUAGUCAAAGUAAAUCAUUGUUAACAUUUCAACAAGUAAGACAAAAACUCAAUUUGGAAUUUUUUUUUGAAAUACUAUAGUUUAUUAUCUAACAUUCCAAAAUAUAUAAAAAAAAAUACAUCAUAGAUUAUUGUGAUUUGAACUUAGAAAAUUUUGUUCCUUUGGAUGCAUUUUCUUAAAAGAUCUUGCAAAAUAAGUAGUUGAAAUUUGCAUGCAGAGAUCUUGUAAAUAAAAUAUGCAUACUCCCAUAUGAGAAAUUUUUCAAAUGGGAGGAAGUAACAAAUUCUAAAAUCUCAGAAUGGUCUAAGUAUUUUUCUCUUUUGAAAAGAUGUUGUAGGGAUACAUAUUUAAAGAUUUUGAAUAUAAAAUAUUACAUAGAAUUAUACCUACCAAUUCAUUUUUAUAUAGAAUUAAGCAAAAGGAAACAAGUGUAUGUACCUUCUGUAAUGAAGAAGAGGAAACAAUAGAACAUCUAUUUUAUGAUUGUAAUGUUACCUAUAAUUUUUGGUUGUCAUUUUUACAGAAAAUCAAAUAAUUUGAUGAGCAAUUCAGCAUCAGUAAGAAAGAAAUUUUGUUGGGAUCUAUUACUAAGAGUUUGUUUAUUAAUUUGUUAAUUAUUAUAGCUAAAAACUACAUCUUCAGAUGUAAGUUAAGAAAUAUAGCUCCUAGUGUAAUAGGACUUAAAUCCAGAAUAAAACAAUACCAAUCUAAUGAAUUUUAUAUUGCAAACAAAAAUAAUAGAGCAGAUGCUUAUAAAAGAUUCUGGUCCCCACUACAUACAAUUUUUUCGUGAUUUAUUAUCAUUUAUACUUUAAAUUAUACCGUAGUAAACAGUUGAUAUUUGAUUUUUACUUUAUAUAGACAUGUAUGCAUACUAAUGGUAAGAUUGCAGUGACUGUGUGUUAGUAGUGAGAGAAAGUGUGAGUGUGAGUAGGUAUUUUUUUCUUCAAUAACUAUAUUCUUGUAUUAUGAAUAUGAAUUUAAAAAAAACAAAAUGGAUAGUCUUGUAUAUAAUUUUCAAUUUUUACCCCAAAACCAUAGUCAGGUGGUGAUUGUAGGGGUAUUGUAAAAUCCUGACUAUUGAAAAACAAAUUAAAGAUAAA
Molecule: messenger RNA, 3719 nt
Organism: Mytilus californianus (California mussel)
Lineage: Eukaryota; Metazoa; Mollusca; Bivalvia; Mytilida; Mytilidae
Exons: 3
Coding region: 143-2377 (744 amino acids)
Source: RefSeq, a predicted model, not a curated record